Molecule: messenger RNA, 907 nt
Organism: Tilletiopsis washingtonensis
Lineage: Eukaryota; Fungi; Basidiomycota; Exobasidiomycetes; Entylomatales
Exons: 3
Coding region: 133-789 (218 amino acids)
Source: RefSeq, a predicted model, not a curated record
CUCACCUCACACUCUCUCUCUUACUCUUCUUCUUCUCUCUCGAAAGACAUCUGCUGGCCAGAUCUUUCCUUCUACUUCUUCAAGUCUUCUAAUCGCACCACACGCUUCACGCACCACUCUCCGCACUUCACCAUGCAGUUCGCCAAGUCCGCCAUCCUCCUCUCGGCCCUCGCUGCCGUUGUCGCCGCCGGCGACACGCAGACCAUCACCUCGGCCGACCAGGACAACAGCAAGAGCACCACGUACCAGUCGGGUGCCGCCGGCAUCGCCUCGUGCCGCCGCGGCAACCUCGACGCCAUGGACCGCCGCUGGACGAUCUCCACUGCCGGUGGCGGCGCGAUCAACAACCAGCAGGGCCUGCUCGGUGUGUGCAACGUCGGCGAGCGUCGCGAGGAGCAUGCCGAUGCGCGCGACGUGAGCGAAGGCGUCCGUACGCUGGGUGUGCUCCAGGCCCGCGGCGGCGACAAGAUGGACGUCCUCUCGGCGGACCAGGACAACAGCUCCUCGCAGACCUUCCAGACGGGCGCAGCCGGCAUCAAGAGCUGCAGCCACGGCGCGAUCGCUCGUGGCCUGGAGGCCCGCUGGGCGAUCACGACCGGCUCCGCGCCCAUCAACAACCAGCAGGGUGUGGUUGGAGCCUGUAACGUGGGAGCUCGUGACGAGGCUGCUCUCCGCCACCUGGGAGUCAUGACUCGCCGCUUUGCCGCCCGCGGCCUGUCGGCUGAGCACCAGGAGCGCGCGGUCGAGUACCUGCGCCGCGAGGCCCAGGACCUGGACCUCCUCGCCUAAGCGCGUGCCACGAUAGAAACUUGAACCUGAGUUCUCUUGUCUCCACUUCAACCGUCCACAUUCGCCACCCAUGUAGACCUGCCCACCGAAGUGCAAUGAAGAGAAGCAGUUUGAGAGA